UGCCGUUUCUACACACAGUCGCUUGUUGCUCCGCACUAUUGCCAGCUCUCUACACAUCUAUUGGAUCGCUCGCGCGCGCGCGCGCGCAUAGUUCUCGGAGCGCUCGAAUCGCGAGCCUCUUUCGCCGCUCAGCUUGGUUCAGCUCUCCUCCCCGUUAUCCCCCACACAUGAAUGACGGUUUUAAAAACUUUGACGAUGCCCGCAAAUACGUUAACGCGAGACUAAUUUUUGCCGCUUCUUGUCUGACAAGGCACUUAGAAAAGAAUUUUUGCGCUGGUUAUCAGGAAAACCAAAAAUCUGAAACUAUGCUUGUCAAAGCAAGCUACAAGAGUGUUUAAUUCCAAAAAAUCAGAUUUUCACAUUGAUAAAAGUGAAAAUUUAGUCGGUUAAUUCUACUCAAAAAACGCGGUCUGACCUUGUUCGGUCCACAAGUAUUAUUUUUUCGUGAAAAUAAAUCUCUUGAAAAUGGUGCGAACGAAGCAACCUCGUAAGACGCGUUCGAUGCGUGAAGCAACGGAGGAGAGUGAUUCUCUUGUCAAAGAUUUCGAGAGGCAAGCUCUCCAGAGAAUUCACAAGGCCGAGGCUGAUAUGUCGAUGCAAAUAAACAUGAUAUCGAGUUCGAUCGACGUCGCAUUGGGGAGUUUGCCAACGGACAUAAGAAAAUUAACAUUGGGUGAGCUACUAGCAUUGAAUAUGAAUAACGAAGAUGAAAUUGCGUUGGAAACAACGGACCCUUCGUCGGAAAUUUCUUCAGUGUCUAGAACAGUUCAGAAACCAAAAAAAGUAGCGAAGCGUGUGACUGCAGCUUCGGACGACGGUUAUGCUACAGAGUCGACAACUGCUGCAAAAACUCAUGUUUCGAGAAUAAAUAGUAUAACAAAUUCUGCGAAUCAUCAACUGCGGAAACAUCGCAGUUCAUCGACCGACAGCAACACCCUUAAAAAAACAACUCGUACCACCAGAAGUGUGUCUCGCAACAGAAAUUCCAAACUAAAUGCAGAUUCGGAGCAAGAGGACAGGAAUAACCUCUUAAAGACCGCCGGUCGCUGUCCACCAUCAUCGCAAAAGUACAAAACUCCCUCAACAAAAAAUCAAGUUCCAUUCUACAGCGUCAUCACUCCAAAAAUCAAACCCAAUACGCCGUUGAAUAUGAUGCGACGGCCCAGACAAGGUGAAAUGGUUCUCAGCAUGCAAGGAAGUCCUCUUCUUGUCUCCACUGUCGAAGAACGCACUGCCAACAUCAACGUUCCACUUCAAAACGGAGACAUAAUCUCCCUUCUGCCUAAUCCUGGACUCCGACUUUCUCACUUACCAGCAGUCGAUGACGAAACCAUGCAACAACUGAGAACUCUCAAUGGACACCUAAACAAGGUGAUGGGACACAAAUAGUUGCCCCAAAACAAGGCUCUUUGGCUGGAUUGCGAUAUACAUUGGGAAUAUUUUUGUACCUAGAGACUCGUGUUAAGAUAUUUGCAUUCCCAUCGUCCAGAGUAUUUUUCAUAUUUUUUAAAAUUAAACCGUAUGAAUGAUAUUCAUGUACUGUAUUAGUUGAUAAUUAUUGGGGUGAUUGUCAUUUGUGUGUGAAAAUUUGUUCAAUUUUAAGAUUCUAUUAUAACGAUUGUAAGGUCUGAAUAGCCGGUAUGAUAAAGUUAUGAUGAAUAUUUUUGAUGGAUAUAAAGUACUGAUGACAUCAAGUAUAUAUAAUUUUGAGGCCUCACAUCGACCAAAUAUUUACAUUAUUUCCUAGAACCACAUGAAAUUAUUCCAUGAAUAUGUCAUUAUCUUAUUUUAUUUUCACUGUAAUAUACACUUGCUCCAUUACGAUUUUAUCUAUAUUUGUUCAUUCAAUACUCCCUGCCUGCGGAGUAAAAAAUAGGUGUAGUAUUAUACUGCAUUUACCGAAGUUUUUUACUGUUUGUAAUAUCUGCCAUUUUUCAUAAAUGUAUCGAGAAAAA
Molecule: messenger RNA, 1955 nt
Organism: Venturia canescens
Lineage: Eukaryota; Metazoa; Arthropoda; Insecta; Hymenoptera; Ichneumonidae
Gene: borr
Product: borealin-like
Exons: 1
Coding region: 466-1389 (307 amino acids)
Biological process (GO): mitotic sister chromatid segregation
Cellular component (GO): chromosome, centromeric region; chromosome passenger complex; spindle midzone
Source: RefSeq, a predicted model, not a curated record